Molecule: messenger RNA, 4296 nt
Organism: Psammomys obesus (fat sand rat)
Lineage: Eukaryota; Metazoa; Chordata; Mammalia; Rodentia; Muridae
Gene: Pde4a
Product: phosphodiesterase 4A
Exons: 16
Coding region: 8-2446 (812 amino acids)
Biological process (GO): signal transduction
Cellular component (GO): nucleus; cytosol; perinuclear region of cytoplasm
Molecular function (GO): 3',5'-cyclic-AMP phosphodiesterase activity
Source: RefSeq, a predicted model, not a curated record
GAGGCGCAUGGCGCGGCGGGGCUGGGGCCGCAUCCCCGGGCCGCGCGCGGCGGCCUUCCCGGAGGCGGCGGCCGAGGACGACGCGUUCCUGCCCGGGCCCUCCGCGGUGUCCGCGUUCUUCGGCAUCACAUCCCCGACGCCCCACAGACGUGUGCGGCUCUUCCGCGGCAGCGUGCAGGACUGGGGCCGCCAGGCAUGGGCCGGCGAGGAGGACACUCUUCGACACCCCCCCAGCAGAUGCGUGAGCUUGGAGGCAGAAAAUGGGCCGACACCAUCCCCCGGCCGCAGCCCCCUGGACUCGCAGGCGAGCCCGGGGCUCCUGCUGCACACUGGGACAACCAGCAGCCAGCGCAGAGAGUCCUUCCUCUAUCGCUCAGACAGCGACUAUGACAUGUCACCCAAGACUAUGUCCAGGAACUCAUCUGUCACCAGUGACGCGUAUGUCGAAGACCUCAUUGUGACACCGUUUGCCCAGGUGCUGGCCAGUCUCCGAAGCGUUCGAAGCAAUUUCUCACUCUUAACCAAUGUGCCCAUCCCCAGCAACAAGCGGUCCCCCCUGGCUGGCCCACCCUCUGUCUGCAAGGCCACGCUGUCAGAGGAGACGUGCCAGCAGCUGGCCCGGGAGACCCUGGAAGAGCUGGACUGGUGUCUAGAGCAGCUGGAGACCAUGCAGACCUACCGCUCCGUCAGCGAGAUGGCCUCGCACAAGUUCAAGAGGAUGCUGAACCGUGAACUCACACACCUGUCGGAAAUGAGCAGGUCAGGAAACCAGGUCUCAGAGUACAUUUCCACAACAUUCAUGGACAAGCAGAAUGAGGUGGAGAUCCUGUCACCCACACUCAGACAGAGAGCCUCCCAGCAGCCCCCGCCAAUGUCUCAGAUCACAGGGUUGAAGAAAAAGCUGGUGCACACCGGAAGCUUGAACACCAGCAUCCCACGAUUCGGAGUCAAGACAGAUCAAGAGGACCUCUUAGCACAAGAACUGGAGAACUUGAGCAAAUGGGGCCUGAACAUCUUUAACGUGUCGCAGUACGCCGGAGGCCGCUCGCUCAGCUGUAUCAUGUAUACGAUCUUCCAGGAGCGGGACCUGCUGAAGAAAUUCCGCAUCCCUGUGGACACGAUGGUGACUUACGUGCUGACCCUGGAGGACAACUACCACGCUGACGUGGCCUACCACAACAGCCUGCACGCCGCUGAUGUGCUGCAGUCCAUUCACGUGCUGCUGGCCACGCCCGCCCUGGACGCCGUGUUCACAGACCUGGAGAUUCUUGCUGCCCUCUUUGCUGCUGCCAUCCACGAUGUGGACCACCCUGGCGUCUCCAACCAGUUCCUAAUCAACACCAAUUCGGAGCUGGCGUUGAUGUACAACGAUGAGUCUGUGCUUGAGAACCACCACCUGGCUGUGGGCUUCAAGCUGCUGCAAGAAGACAACUGCGACAUUUUCCAGAACCUCACCAAGCGCCAGCGACAGAGCCUGCGCAAGAUGGUCAUCGACAUGGUGCUGGCCACAGACAUGUCCAAACACAUGACCCUCCUGGCUGACCUGAAGACUAUGGUGGAGACAAAGAAAGUGACCAGCUCCGGAGUUCUCUUGCUGGACAACUACUCCGACCGUAUCCAGGUCCUCAGGAACAUGGUGCACUGCGCAGACCUCAGCAACCCUACCAAGCCCCUGGAGCUGUACCGACAGUGGACCGACCGCAUCAUGGCGGAGUUCUUCCAGCAGGGCGACCGGGAGCGGGAACGUGGAAUGGAGAUUAGCCCCAUGUGUGACAAGCACACCGCCUCUGUGGAGAAGUCUCAGGUGGGCUUCAUCGACUACAUUGUUCACCCGCUGUGGGAGACAUGGGCGGAUCUCGUCCACCCCGAUGCCCAAGAUAUCCUGGACACACUGGAAGACAACCGGGAUUGGUAUCACAGUGCCAUCCGGCAGAGCCCCUCCCCGCCCCCAGACGAGGAGGAGCCGGGAAGGCUUGACCACCCGGCCCCACCUGACAAAUUCCAGUUUGAGCUCACCUUGGAGGAGGAGGAGGAAGAGGAUUCAUUGGAGCUUCCAGGAUUGCCUAGAGCUGAGGAAACCUUCCUGGCUCCAGAUGACCCUGCAGCUCAGGCAAUGGAACCAUCAAAGGUCAAAGACCAGAGCAUUGCGGUGGUGGAUGCAGAAGACAGUUGGAAGCAGGGGGCAGUCUGGGCUUGUGAAGAGGCUGAGGGAGCUUUGGGCUCCUUCAGCCCUGGAACCCCCACUCUGCCUGACUUGAGGACCCCGUCCCCCUCGGAGGAGGCCUGGGGCCUCUCGGGCCUCCCCUCCACGGCAGCAGAGGUGGAGGCCCCCAGGGACCAGCUGGCUGCCUCGAGGGCUUGUUGCGCCUGCUCUGGGACAUCAGGGGACAAUUCUGCCAUCACCUCGGCUCCAGGCAGGUGGGGGUCGGGUGGAGACCCCACCUGAUCCCUGAUCCCCCCAUCCUGAGGUCCUCCCUCCUCCCCAUGCACUCCACUCACCGAGACCACCUCAACAACUCCUGGCCCUCCCCAGAAAAAAGAAAACAGAAAAGUGGGGGGUUUUCUCUUUUCUUUUCUUUUUUUUAACCCUUCCCCCCUGCCCUUACCCACAGGGCCUUUUUGUUGAGAUACGGGGUAUGGGGAGCCAGGAACUGAAGUCCCCCCAAAAAGGGAUUUUAUUUUUUGAAUUUUAAUUGUAACGUUUUUAGAAAAAGAACAAAAAGAAAAAAAAAAAGAAUGAAACACAGCAACUGUAGACGUACUGCCCGUCCCCACUCCUGGUCCCCCUCUUGCCCACCUCAACCCACAUCAUUGCCAACCUCAAGGCCAAGGCGCCAUCUUCCUGCCUCCUGAGACUCGGGCCUAGGCAGGGCCCUGCCUUUGGGCUGUUCUGGGCUUCAGAGGGAAUGGAGAACCCGUUGGGGAGGGCGCCACGGAGCGGCUGGGCCAUAGCGGGACCCUUCUCCCUGGCUCUCCGUCCGCUCCCACGAAGUCUUCCAUCUCUUCUCUUUUUAUUUCUUUUCUCUUUUUUUGUACAAUCCUGGCCCCGUGGCUGAAGGGGUGGUCAGAGGAGCUGUUGCUUUAAGAUCCGGGGACUCUUGGUUUGGCCCCCUCCACCAGCCUCAGCCUGGGGUCUAAGGUCUCGAUUCCCUUUUCCCUGGUCCACUUUGGGGCACUUUAAAUUAUCUCCGUUGGAGGAAGGGGGCUCUGUUCCAUGCGCACAAACACAUCCCCCUUCCAGCUGCUUCUUCCUCUUGUCUCUGCCUUAAAGAUUCCUGGGGCCGUAGGUGAAGUCUCCGCGGCUGGCUCCCUGGCCGGGCCCAGCCCACAGUCCCCUCUUCCAGCGUGGACGCUCCCUUCCCAGCAGCCACUCAUCCACCCUUCCAGAGCGUCGCUCCGCUCCCCCAGGCUCUCCCUGCCCUAGGAGGAAGCAAUAAUGGCGUGUGCCACAUCCUCCGACCUGGGCAGCCCUCUCCUUCCCGGCCCCCACCUCCACCAGACUGAGCCUGUCCCCCUCCCGCCGCCACAGGUCGUCCCUAAGCAAUACAGAUAAAGGCCAUCUUCUCCAAGCCAUGGGGUGAGGGGACUUGUAAACAGGAAUGACCCUAUUUCCCCCCUGCCGCACGGAACCAGUCUGCCACAGGGCCGUGGGCCGGGAGCCGUCCACCAUCCCUUGCCUGUCCUGUUGCGGCUCUGUACCGUACUGUAGCCCCCCCCCCCCCCCCCCCCAGCCGUCCAUCUGUCUGACCCACCAACCCGCGAUGCUUACGGGGUUUUUGUUUACUACGAGAGUAAUUUCUGUCCCACUUGGUGAUGAGAACAGGCCUCCUUCCUUUCGUGGGUGGGUUUUCUUUCUUUCUUUUUUGUACAUACUGUAAGGUUGGUAUAUAAAUUAUUCUACUGAGACAAAACGGGAGAACGAACCUGCCUUCCCCUGGUUGACCCCCCCGGGAAGGUGAGGAAGGGGACUUCUCCAGAGAGAGACAACCCUUCCUGCUGUAUUAUAAGAGCCAUACCGUAUUCCCUGAACGGAGGGGAGGACACGCCACGCCGACAGUUCGUGGGGAAUUGUCAUAACCGAGGAGGAGCAAGGGCUGAGCCUAGCUUGUACCCCGUCUCCUUCUCCGAGAGCCCAGGAUGGGGUAAGAGGACUGGCCAAGACCGCUGGACUCAGUCUUCUCCCUCCGCCGGGGUGGGUGCGGGACCUGAGAGCUGCCUAUACGUUGUCCGCCUCCACCGUUGAGCAACUGGUCUUCGAUCUUGUCCCUGAUUAAAGUGAGGCUGUCACCGACGUCA